GCGGGCCGGGCACGGAGGAGCGGGGCGGGGCCUCCGGGGCGGGGCGGUGCCGCGAACUGAGGGUGCGUCGGUUCGGCCGGGGCCGCGGGGCUCAGAGGCCGCCCGACGCGCCAUGGCCGCAGCGAGCGCCCCUGGGCUGGCCGCGGGGGUCCUCGGCGCGUUCUGCCUGGUGCUCUGGUUCGAUGUCAUCAGCUGUGAGCAGCUGUCAUCAGCCCAAUCAGUGUUUGGAGUUGUGAACAAGAGUGUAACUUUCCUUACAGCAAGCUCUAUACCCGUUAAAGACAUUCUGUGGAAAAAAAGAAAGGAUAAAGUUGUAGAAAAGGAAGAAAACCUUGAUGAAAGCAUUUACCCACCUUUUAGAGAGAGAAUUCUUUUAAACAUUGUGACGGGUGACCUCACCAUCUUCAAUUUAUCAUCCUCAGAUGAAGAUGAGUAUGAAUUUGAAUCCACAAGCAUUAAAGAUAGCAUCAAAUUCUUUCUCACGGUGUUUGAGCCUCUUCCAUCUCCGACACUAAACUGUAUAUUGAUUAAUGAAACCAUUAUGGUCCAAUGCGGGAUCCCUGAAGUUUACAGCAGCCAUAGAGACCUUAUAACGUACUCGUGGUAUUGCCCUUUAGCAGGGUGUGACGAUGGCCCAGGAUCACCAAUAUUGUAUGUUAAAACGGAAAAUGAUCUCUCACAGGAAAUACAGUGCACUAUUAGCAACGCAUUACUGAAUAGUACAUCAUCACUUGUUUUGAGAACCUGUCUCCCAGCUGAUCAUUCAAGGCACAGAUAUGUGCUUCUUGCAGUACCACUGUUGGUAAUAGUUCUAAUAGUUAUUCUUCUAGGAGCUUUUCAGAGAUGGAGAGCAGAAUGAUUCAGAACCACUUAAGUUCCCUGUAGACUGUGCAAUGGGUCCAGUUUCUUGGUAAUAGAAGAUGAAAUCCAAUGUGUAGUAACUAAGUUAUUUAAAUAUCUUUGAAAAACUGUUGGAUUUACCACUCGUGUUUUACAUGAUCUUUGAAGAAACUUUGGAAGUGUAACUUGAAGUGUUCAUCAGAGGCCAAUUUUUUUUUUGCAAGAAAUAUCAACCGACAAAGACAAGCAUUAGCUUCUGCUCUGUUACCAACACUUUAUGUGACUAGGUGCUCACUUGGCUAUCGAUUGUUUCUUGUAAAUUGUGGGUUGGCGAGAUGAAGCGUUUGUACAUAAUUGUAAAUACGUACAUAAGUGA
This is a messenger RNA of Equus quagga, 1216 nucleotides long. RefSeq names its product CD58 molecule (gene CD58). The transcript has 6 exons. Gene Ontology annotation, molecular function: signaling receptor binding. Lineage: Eukaryota; Metazoa; Chordata; Mammalia; Perissodactyla; Equidae. Gene Ontology annotation, cellular component: cell surface. The coding region runs from base 113 to 859 and encodes 248 amino acids. The record is from RefSeq and is a predicted model, not a curated record.